GUAUCGUGGCCACAUUGAUAUUUCGUGAGGUUGGUACUGACGCCUGUCGCCAGCUGUCACGAGGUCGGAACGGUGAAGGGAGGCCAUUGACUUGGGAGUGUCAUGUGAGUGCAGAUGGCGGCGUGAAUGUCUUUGUAAAUUAAAUAAGUUAUUUCCUGUUGCAUAGUUCAAUUAUUGCUAUUGCAAGUUAUAUUUGUUUUUUUGGGUGAAUUAAAGUGACGGAAUAAUGGAACUGUAAGAAAACGGAUCUCACGCCGCCAUUCUGGAGAAAUCUCAUUACUGAUGGUAAACCCUCUCUAACACCGAGAGCAGACACUUCCAACGUUCAAUCAAUCAGGGAACAAGCCAAAGGAUACCGUCUCCCAUUUGUUUUUGUAUUGAUUCAUCAUCCUGCACCCUCCGAGGGUAGUUUCAUUAGCUAUUGGGCAGUUGCACCACUUCGGUGAUAACUUCGUUCCACGGAUUUGGUACCAGACACCAAGGAUCGUUGUUGGAACAUGUGAAAAGGGGUUUGUUUUGGGGGACAUUUGUUCAUACCAGUUAAAGACAUAUUUUUUUUUUCUAGUAAUAUUCAGGACAUUUCAUACUUUCAUAAUUUAAUUACACAUAUAUGUUUUUCUUUCUCCACAAAUUUAAGUACAUUUUAGAUAUAACAGCCAUACCUUACAGUUAGUAGUGUUCCCCAAAUUUAUAUAAUUCCUGGUAGAAGUUUCGAGCUCGAAUAUUCUCCACCUACAUGUUCUUUUCACUUGGUUUGUAUUAAUUUUAGACUUGUUUCCUCAUUUAAUUUAAAAAAUAAUAUUAGUUCAAUUCACCUAAAUUUAAAAUCAUUUAACUUGCUUCAUAAUUUUCAAUUUUUAUUAGAUUUUUUGGUAAAUAUUAUUUAACUUUCGCUAUUAAACUUUUUAUAUUAAAUUCGAAUAAAUCCCUAGUACCCAUCCCCUCAGGAAGGUACUAGUUUUACUUGCUGUUAGUAUUUAGAACCACUAGUCAGAAAAGGAUCUUUGUAUCCAGUACUAAGUUGGUUCAUUUAGGGACUUGUUACCCGUCAACUCAUUGAGAGUUGUAUAAUAUAUAUUAUAUACAUUAGGUAUUUUCAUUGUUCUAAUAUCAGGUAGUAUUCAAUUAGGGUGUACGUAUUACAAUCGUACAAGUGUUAUUUGGUGAAGGGUUCAUACUAAUCUAGGUGUAGUUUGUACUUCCUAUAUUAGAGGUACUCAUUUGUAAAAUUUUCUAACCUCAUUCACAUUAUGGUUACAUUAUUUAAUUGUAUAAAUCUGUAAAUGACUUUCACUAGUAUCUACCAUUUCUUGUCAUUUUAGAGUCACAUACUAGUCACUUGUUUUAACUCAGAGAUUGUGAAUAUCUAGUAGUUAUAUUUAAUAAAUAUAUACAUUUAUUGUGAAUUUUUUUAAUUCUUUAAAUUUAUACAUUUAAUAUACUUGUACUACAAAUUUAAUAUACUCUAUAGCAGCGUAGAAUACCUGGAAGAGUGUUAACCUAGUUAGCCUUCUUCUGGCGCCCAAAAAUUUAUUCUAUUUUCAUUAUAUUAUUAUAUUUACUCUAUCUAUCUUCUGAACAUUAUCUUAAUAUCUUCUUUUCUAGCCAUCAUUAUCAUUUCCUUUAAUUUAUUGUCUGGUCAAAAAUAGGCGUGCAAAUUGGCAGAAUCCUUCCUUGAGUGUCAAGUGGCCAUUCUCUUGCAUAUUUAGCUAGCCAUUCAAGUUACAUUUAUCUAUUCAUAAUUUUUUCAUUCCCUUUCUCUAUCAAGUAUACUGUUUUCAUUUGCAUAGUUCCAUACUAGUACUACUGCAAAGUAGUAUUCUAGUUACCUCGGCUUCUUCAACGUAGAAGCCAUCCAUUUUUAAACUUUGGCUACAUUAAGUAGGUCUUCUUUUUCCUACGUCUGUUUGGAGUUUAUCACUCUCUGUGCAUUCACUCCAACAGAAAAUCUUCUUCUUUCUUGUUACAUUGGCGCCCAACGUGGGGCCUUAUUUUUGGUCUAAGACAGUAUUCAUUUAGGUCAUUUCUUUUCUUUUAUCUGAAGUUUCUUUGUUAUUUCCGUUGGUAUAUCUAUACUCAUUUUAUUACUUAUUUAUUUUAUCGUUAAUAUUUUCUGAUAUUUAUCAGGUAUUCUUAUACGCUGUAUUUAUUUAUUUUUUUUUCCAUAUUUUGAGACCUCAUUAUAGUUUAUGAUUGUGCAACUCACAUUCUAGAUUAGAUUUUGUAUUUUAUUGGGAACUUAUAUUUAAUAUUGCUAUUACUUAUAUUACAUACAACAUAUAUUUUAUUCCUCCAUCCAAUAGUGGUAUAUUUGGAGGUACACUUAAGCGUUGAUCAUAUAUAUUUUUUUUCUAGAGUGGUAGUAAGUUACAUAUAACUAAAAAUUUAUUUCCAGUAUUUAGGUACUAGAUUUUCUUAAGUAUACUUUAUUUACUGGAUCAUUUAUUUAUUUACUUGAUCUUAUUUAUUUAUUCGCUUAUAUACCUGAUAAUAUAUAUUUGCUGGCCGUUUUGAUUUUGUUGGUGUGUUGCUAAUCUUUUCUCAGUACUUAUAUAUUCUGCGUGCAAACUUAGUUAUAUUUCAUACUUCUGAUCUUUGGACUGUUUGUCAAUAAUUUUGUUAUCAUCAUGUGUGCUUUUAAAGUGGAACAUCUUCUGGUGGACGAAUUGGACUAUGAGUUGAAUAUUAGGGACGUAGUACCAGAGGAGUCGGCAACAGUCGAUAGAAAACGCAAUCUUCUGCGGGGUGCUUUAAAACAAGAAGCAGGCAAUAGGAGUUUUCUCCAAAUUUCAGCUGCACAUAUUCCUUUUGAGGAACAACAGAAAGGAAUCUCUGAAACAUUAGACAGCUUGUCUAAAAAAAUCGAGAAGUUUCGGGGAACUGUAAAUGAUGCAGAAUACGCGCGAUUAACAUCUCGUUUAGCCCAUAUUUCUGGCCGUGUACACUUGUUACACUGUGCUACUGAAGAACAGGAACCUUUUAAGAAGUCUGUUUCUCUUAGAAUAUUAACCCUAGAGGGUGAACUUGAUUCUAGAGUUAACCCCGUAGCUACCUCUACUCCUAAUGCUCCCGUCAACGUAUCUAGCUUCACCUACCCCAAACCUGUGCAAGUACACAAAUGGGGUAUUUCAUUUUCUGGUGAAAAACAGCACACUGAUGUAAUGUCGUUUUUAGAAAGGGUUGAAUGUCUUCGUGUGUCUAGAGGUGUCUCUGAAGAGGAUUUGUUUGCUGCUUCUGCUGAACUGUUCACCGGUCCAGCUUUUACAUGGUUUAUGAAUAAUAGGGGUAGUUUUUCUUGUUGGUUGGAUCUGAUUAAAAGGUUGAAGUCAGAUUUUCUUCCUUACUCAUUCCAGGACGAUUUACUAGAUCAAAUUAAAAAUCAUAAGCAGAAACCUGGGGAAUCUGUUACUAUGUUUAUUAAUACUAUAUUAGGUAUGUGUAGUCGUCUAGACACUCCUUUGUCAGAUUUAUCUAAAAUUAAAAUUAUCCUUAAGUGUCUAUUACCCUUUUACCAUCAACAAUUAGCUCUGAUGGACAUUCAGAACAUUGAUGACCUCACUGUAAAGUGCAAACGUUUGGAGGAAACGUUAUCCUGGUCUUCUCAACCUCCAUCCACAUCUAGAUCCUCUUCUAAUUCUUCUUCUCAGCCAACUUCCUUUAGGCAACGUUCUUGGCAAAAUAAGGGUCAUGAACAUAAUGUUUCUGUUGUUAGUUCUGUUGUCUGCUGGAAUUGUGGUCAGGUUGGCCACCCGUUUUACAAUUGUAGGAUUCCUCAAACCCGUAUUUUCUGCCAUGGUUGUGGCCUAGAGAACACCCUUAAAAGGAACUGUUCUAAGUGUUCGGGAAACGAAAUGUCGGAGUUCCGUCCCCUGAGCGUUUCUCCGUCCACCUCCCAAUCAGGGAAUCAAACUCCAUCAGACAACGAGACCGUCGGCCCAAGCACACCCAGCAACUCAAACCCAUCUUCCAGUCGGAAAGGGAAGAGAGUACCGUUCAAGAAACAAGCACACACCACAAAUCAAAAUCAGUCCAGAGAUUAACUUUUUGUC
Molecule: messenger RNA, 4049 nt
Organism: Diabrotica virgifera virgifera (western corn rootworm)
Lineage: Eukaryota; Metazoa; Arthropoda; Insecta; Coleoptera; Chrysomelidae
Exons: 2
Coding region: 2628-4040 (470 amino acids)
Molecular function (GO): zinc ion binding; nucleic acid binding
Source: RefSeq, a predicted model, not a curated record